AUGCCUUCAGAGACUGAUAACAUGCACUCACGGGAAGACGUUAUGGCGGGGAGGGGUUAUGUCGCAUAUCUGAAGAGACGAAUUGAUCACCUCGAAGCCCUGAACAAUUCAAGUCCGGCCAUUGGAGUUAACAAUGGCCCUGAGGCUGCUCAUGGAGAUACGACCGACACCGUCAGCCCUCAACAACGCCUCGUGGAUGCGGCUGUUAAUGAGGUUGAAUACCUCUCAGUGGCGGCGAUGAGUGGUCCGAAGCGGCCACACCAGGUCGUCUUGAACAACUCUUUUUUUGCGAGGUUGGUCACAGCGGCUUCUAAGAUGGCCCAGGAAGACUUGUCCGCACUCUCUAGCAGAAAAGAUGCCGCUGAACUCACAGUUGGGGCACUCAGGAAUCUGAUGCUUCAAACUGGCCGUGAUUGUCAAUACUUCAUCAAGUGCUGCCACCAUAAUAUCGGACUGCUGUUCCCUUGCAUCUUUAUCGAAAUGGCUGUGGACAAUUUCGAGACCAUGUCAAUGAACAGAACUGACGAGGACGCUCCAGUACUAGUCGAUCAGCCGCCCGAGGUUGCCUGCGUUGUUUAUGCCACCUUAAGCCUGGGAAUUUCUUCAAGUUCUCAUGGUAAGUCCUUGACGGCUCACGCAUAUGACUUUGCUGCAAGGGCUUUGGCGCUACUUCCACAGCUGGCGGGAGAGACUUCCGAUAAGGAGAUGAUCCGGUGUAUGGUUCUCGUGGCACUUGUUUUGCUGCACUUUCGCUGCGAAAGCCCGGGCAUGUACCUCCUAGGUCUCGCAAUGACGAAGGCUAUUUCGACGGGCAUGCAUCGUGGAAACGCUGAUAUCGCCCAUGAAACAACCGGAGUGCCCCUUUUCUGGACACUUUAUGUUCUCGACCGGACUCUAUCCAUAGUCACGGGUCGACCUUUUCAAAUCGAGGAUGGUGAUAUUGACUUGGAGAUGCCCCAAGUUGCUUUUCAUCCGCCUCACAGUCAAUCGGGCCUGCAUUUACAGUCAUUUUUCAUGUGGACGGUGCAAUACGCAAAAAUGCUGUCAGAUUGGCGCUCUGGACCACGUAUCGAAAUCCCAGUUUGCCUAUCCAGUCUAGAAUACUGGUACCAGUCCAGUGAAGAUAUCAUCGAUUUGGUGGCCAUGGCCGAGGACCUCCAGAGCACUGAUAAGCCACGCCUAAGUGCAAUCUUGGACAUGCACAAAGAGCAGCUCAAUUGUCGCGCCCUUCUUCAGCUUCUCUGCCAUUGUCUCCAAUAUUCAUUAGCGGAGCUACCCCGUGGUCUCAUACACGGUAGGCUGAACCGGGAAGUGCCCCGAUACAUCAACAAUAUCCAACUUUGCCUUGACAAGUAUGAGUUUGCGCCAGGCAUCCUGGAUGUCAUUGAUGUCCUUGGAGCAACCAUCGCAUACAUUUACUCUUGUCAAAUCUACACUGCAGUCGAAAUACAACACCAAGGACUUAGACCGGCCAUGGCAUUCGGAGUAGCGGACAUGAAGGUAGUCAUGACCGCUAUGGGAGUACUGCACAAUAUGGCAGAUGUGCUCAAUCUUACUGAGGACUUUCACGAAUUUUUGUGGAGCUUACUCACGACUGUUGAGAAAAAGGGACAAACUGUCCACGUCGCCCCUGCAGCACUAAACGGAGAAGAUGAACCUUGCAAUGUCCUGGAUCGGGCCAUGCAAUGUUCCAUGUAUUUCUAG
Exophiala oligosperma is the source of this 1704-nucleotide messenger RNA. RefSeq lists its product as uncharacterized. The transcript has 3 exons. The record is from RefSeq and is a predicted model, not a curated record. The coding region runs from base 1 to 1704 and encodes 567 amino acids. Gene Ontology annotation, biological process: DNA-templated transcription. Gene Ontology annotation, molecular function: zinc ion binding; DNA binding. NCBI's taxonomy places the organism in Eukaryota, Fungi, Ascomycota, Eurotiomycetes, Chaetothyriales, Herpotrichiellaceae.